This is a messenger RNA of Sebastes umbrosus (honeycomb rockfish), 836 nucleotides long. It is a transcript of the gene rpp21, whose product is annotated as ribonuclease P 21 subunit. The transcript has 5 exons. Gene Ontology annotation, cellular component: nucleolar ribonuclease P complex. The coding region runs from base 120 to 593 and encodes 157 amino acids. Gene Ontology annotation, biological process: tRNA processing. The record is from RefSeq and is a predicted model, not a curated record. NCBI's taxonomy places the organism in Eukaryota, Metazoa, Chordata, Actinopteri, Perciformes, Sebastidae.
GGAGGUUUUACCCGGAAGUGUUACAGUUUCUGACAUCCGGUUUCUAUAGCCCAAACUGAAGCUGGUGUAACCGGCUGUUACCAAACUGCUAACUCUAUUUUUCCUGACUUCUGUGUGUAAUGGCAGUCCAAAUGAAAGACAAAGACGCUUACCAAAGACUAAACUAUCUUUACCAGGCUGCACAUUGUGUUUUAUCCCAGAACCCGGAGAACGUGGAGCUGGCUCGGUUCUACUGCUUCACUCAGAGGACCAUAGCCAGACGUUUAGUUCUCAGACAAGAUCCGUCAGUAAAGAGAACGAUAUGCAAGAAGUGCUGCUCGUUGCUCAUCCCCGGUGUAACCGCCACUGUAAGACAACGAAGAAAAAAUAGGAAGACCCGCUUCACUGUUGUGAGGUGCCUCAGCUGUGGGCAGAGCAAGUCGUUCCUGAAUGAUCCGGAUCAUUGUUUGUGGGUCGACCGUCCCGAAGCUCAGCUGCAGCCACAAAAGCAGCCAGAUCCAAAACCUUCCAUUAAAAAACAGCCAAAAGACAAAAAGCCUGACGGGUCAGUGUCGUCUAAACCCAGCGCUGCCCAGAGCUCUGCCGGCACGUAGCAGCAGUUCAACUCUUCUGACCGAGAAAUAUGAAGGACUGAUGUUUCUUUUUCAUUUGUUUAAGAUAUGUGUAACAUUAUUAUAUUACAUAUAUCCAUAAUCUUUUAGUAAUUUUAUUGAUUUAGUAACUGUUUGGCCUCUGUGAGAUCAUUUUCAGUAUUUUUCUGCAGGGUGAUUUUUGAUGCUACCAACAGAUGGCCACCAGGCGGUGUCCUGCACAUUUAAAAGAUUUUUUUUUUUUUU